UUCCACAAUUUAAAUUUACACACAAGAUCAUCAAUUUUCUUAUGAGCUUCUUUUAUUUGGUAUUAACUUUAUAUAUAAACAGACAAUUUCCUUCAUGUGAGACCAACUUCAAGACUAACGACAACAACAUGCGACGACAACAAUUUAACCUCUUGAUUACUUCCUUGUUGUUAUGUUCAUGGAGCUUUGUUGUGACACAAGCUGACCCUGAAACACAUUUAAUCAACAAAGGUUGUAGUCAAUACAACGCGACCAACUUGUCCAAUUUCUACCAAAAUCUAAACACAACUUUGUCAGACUUGAAAUCACAGGUGGGGAAUAAAAACAAGCAUUUUGCAACGGCACAAUUAGCCAGGGGAGAAAACCCUGUUUAUGCUCUGUUUCAGUGUAGGAAUUAUCUCUCCAAUUCUGAUUGCUCCGCCUGUUUCCAAGUCGCCGCCGCACAAAUUCGUAAUUGCUCCGCUGGUUCCAACGGUGCUCGUGUCAUUUAUGAUGGUUGCUUCCUUAGGUAUGAGAGCAGUGGCUUCUUCGACGAAACAACUCAGCUUGGCAACGGUGUGAUAUGUGGAAAUGAGACAGUAAAUGGAGCCACUGCUCUUACUUCAGCUGCACAACAAGCUCUUCGUGAUCUACAAACAGCAACACCCAAAAUUCCUGGUUAUUAUGCAGCUACAAAGACACCAUUUGGAGGAAAUUCAAUCUAUGCCAUUGCACAAUGUGCUGAAACAGUCACUGAAAGUGGUUGUUUGGAUUGCUUGAAAGUUGGAUUCAACAAUAUAAAUAAUUGUUUUCCUGAUGCAGAUGGUAGGGCUUUUGAUGCAGGCUGUUAUAUCAGAUACUCUGAGGAAUCUUUCUUUGCUGAUAACCAGACUAUUGAUAUCACACCCUUCUUAAACCAAGGAGGUUCAAGUAAGAAGAGGGCCAUUAUUGGUGGUGUUGUAGGAGGUGUAGCCUUUGUUGUGAUCCUCCUUGCACUACUAUUUGUUUGGCUUAGGCUCAACAAGAAACCCAAGAGACUUCCUAUAGGUGACAUAUUGGGAGCAACUGAGUUGAAAGGUCCAGUUAUUUACAGAUAUAAAGAUUUGAAGUCUGCUACAAAAAAUUUUAAUGAUGAAAAUAAAUUGGGAGAAGGAGGUUUUGGAGAUGUAUACAAGGGAACUCUGAAAAAUGGUAAAAUAGUUGCUGUCAAGAAAUUGAUAUUAGACCAUUAUGGCAAGAUGGAUGGACAAUUUGAAAGUGAAGUGAAGCUCAUAAGUAAUGUUCAUCACCGGAAUCUUGUUCGACUUCUCGGAUUUUGCAGUAAAGGCCAAGAAAGAAUCCUUGUUUAUGAAUACAUGGCAAACAAAAGCCUUGACAGAUUCUUAUUUGGUGAAAAAACGGGUUCCCUCAAUUGGAUUCAAAGGUAUGAUAUAAUUUUAGGCACAGCAAGGGGAUUGGCCUAUUUGCAUGAAGAUUUCUAUGUUUGCAUCAUACAUAGGGAUAUAAAGACUAGCAAUAUUCUCUUGGAUGACGAUCUUCAACCUAGAAUUGCUGAUUUUGGUUUGGCAAGACUUCUGCCAGAAGAUCAAACUCAUCUUAGCACAAGAUUUGCAGGAACAUUGGGAUACACUGCACCAGAAUAUGCUAUCCAUGGUCAGUUAUCAGUGAAGGCUGAUACCUACAGUUUUGGUGUAGUAGUCCUAGAAAUCAUAAGUGGCCAAAAGAGCAGCGAGUUGCGAGAUGACCCUGAUGGUGAAUUCCUCCUUCAAAGGGCAUGGAAACUAUACGAGGGAGAAAGGCACUUGGAGUUGGUUGACAAGACAUUAAACUCAAGUGACUAUGAUGCAGAAGAAGUGAAGAAAGUUAUAGAGAUUGCUUUGUGUUGCACUCAAGCAUCAGCUGCAACAAGACCAACUAUGUCUGAAAUAGUAGUUCUACUCAAAAGCAAGAACUUGGUGGAGCAUAUAAGGCCAUCCAUGCCUGUCUUUGUUGAUUCUAACUUGAGGCCAAGGACAAACAAUUCUACCUUAGCUGCUUCCUCUACAUCUAAUGCUACUGCUUCUCCUUCUGUAUUAUCAGCUAGAUGAAUAUAUUAAAUAGGAUCAUGGAUUUCUCUUGUUAAGGGGUUUGAGGUUUUGAAGUUGAAAUGAAGACAUAAAUAAAGAAAAAGAAAGGACAGGAUUUUUGAGUAUGAAUUCUUAAAAAUUGUACAUUUUUCAAACAGAUAUCAAGUAUAUUGUAAUAUAGUACUACUAAGAUGUUAUUUCAUAUUAAAAAUGACUACUGAUAUGCUUAUUUAACUGUUUGAUUGAAUAGAAUAGGUGAUUUUGUUUAAAAGAAGCACUUUAGUGAAGAGGGAACUGGCUGGUGCAGGAGAUCUUCCACUGAAUAGUUCUUAUUUUGCAUGUUCUGUUAGUCCUAUUUUUCAAGAUGUGGAGUUAUUUUCUGAAGUAGUACAGGAGAUAUAUUUUUACUUUGAAGAAUCUCAGUCUGGAGGUAUAUAGCAUAAUCGACAUUAAUUGACUCGGCUUGAGUAAAUUAAUUUCGGUUAUGUUAUAUACAUAUGAAUGGAAGUCAUGCUGUCUCCUAUAAAGGCAGUCAUGGGGAGAGUUUAUAUAUCCUCAACCAUGUUCAGAUAGAGAAGAGUGUGUACAAGCAUUUGUUUUGUUUUGUGAGAUCAUUAGUGAUAUCAUUCUUUAGACUUCUUGAGUGAGAGUUGUUGGUGCGUUAAGUGUGAGAAGAGUCUCAUAUUGGACCAUUUGGAUCAAAUAUUAGAUGUUGUACAACGUAUAAGUGAGAUAACUCAUACCCCUAAUGCUUUUUAGGUUUUUGGUGAA
Molecule: messenger RNA, 2816 nt
Organism: Cicer arietinum (chickpea)
Lineage: Eukaryota; Viridiplantae; Streptophyta; Magnoliopsida; Fabales; Fabaceae
Product: cysteine-rich receptor-like protein kinase 3
Biological process (GO): protein phosphorylation
Molecular function (GO): protein kinase activity; ATP binding
Source: RefSeq, a predicted model, not a curated record